UUGAUUCUUCCCCUUAUCCUGCGCACCCUCUAUACUACCAUGUCAUGUAGAGACAAAUUCCACUCACAAAAAGACUUACAUUACACACACACUCACCCAUCUUCAAUUAAUUUCACCAUUUUCAUUCUCUAAACUUUGAACCAUAAUUCCAAAGAAAUCCAACCAAGAGCCAACAUGUCAUCAAGUGGAGCCAUUUGGAGCUAUGAAGAAGAAAAAGCAUUUGAGAAUGCUAUAGCCAUGCAUUGGAUUGAAAAAGAAGAUUCAAAAGAACAAUGGGAAAAGAUUGCUUCAUCUGUCCCCAACAAAAGUAUGGAACAAGUGAAACAACAUUACCAAGUAUUGGUAGAUGAUGUUAGUGCAAUUGAGGAAGGUCAUGUAUCAUUGCCAAAUUAUGCUAAUGAAUUAGAAACUAUUAAUUCUUCAAACAAAGAUUCUUCCAAGGCCACCACAAGUUCAGAUAAAAGAUCAAGUUGUAAUUUUGGAAGUGGGUUUUCUGGUUUAGGACAUGACUCCACCCACCAUAGUAGUGGUAAAGGUGGAUUGUCAAGGUCAUCAUCAUCAUCAGAACAAGAAAGGAGAAAAGGAAUUCCAUGGACAGAAGAAGAGCAUAGGUUAUUUUUACUUGGUUUAGACAAAUUUGGAAAAGGAGAUUGGAGGAGCAUAUCAAGGAAUUUUGUGAUAUCUAGGACACCAACACAAGUAGCAAGUCAUGCACAAAAGUAUUUCAUUAGGUUGAAUUCAAUGAAUAGAGAUAGAAGAAGGUCUAGUAUCCAUGAUAUUACUAGUGUUAACAAUGGAGAUGUUGCUAGUAAUCAUCAAGCACCAAUAACAGGUCAACAUGGUAACACACUCCCUUCAAAUACAAUGGGUUUAGGACAAUCAAUGAAGCAUAGAGUUCAGCCUCAUCAUCCUCCUGGUGGUUUAGGAAUGUAUGGAGCACCAGUUGGACAUCCUUUUGUUGCUCCUCCUGCUCAUAUGGCAUCUGCAGUUGGGACACCUGUUAUGCUUCCACAUCAUCCUCAUCAUCAUCCACCUUAUGUUGUACCUCUUGCUUACCCUAUGGCACCUCCAACAAUGCACCAAUGAUAACUCCUCUUUCUUUUUUUUCUUUUUUUUUUGUCGAAAAUAAAGUUUAGGAGAGUUGGAUUUUGGAGGCUCAUCAGGGUUGGGGAAAGUCUCAAGACUCAGAGUGUAGUGACAGAGGUACUUACAUAUUUAACACCAAUGAGAUUCUCACAUCGACAGCGGAAUUCAAAGUUAGAUUCUUGUGAGAUUUAGGUUGAAUUCUUACCAACUGAACCAACCAAUGUUGGCUCAACUCCUCUUUCUUUUAUUUGUUGUUAGUUUUAAUGAGGAUUUAAAGAAAAAUCCUCUUUUAUGUGGAAAGUUAAGUCACAACUUUGCUAUGCUAAAUUUGCUCUAGUUAAUUUACUCAAAAAGAAUUUGAGGAAUUCAAUAAUGGUACUAAAACUAAGUAUACACUAUGUUUUAGUUGAUUUAGUAGAUUUCCUUAUUAGGUGGUGGGUCUUGGUGUAUAUGUACAUAGAUAUGAUUAUAUUAAAUUCCAAGGAAAGUAAUGAACUUCUCUUUGUUGCCAAGAUUAUGA
Medicago truncatula (barrel medic) is the source of this 1606-nucleotide messenger RNA. RefSeq names its product transcription factor MYBS1. Gene Ontology annotation, molecular function: DNA binding. Lineage: Eukaryota; Viridiplantae; Streptophyta; Magnoliopsida; Fabales; Fabaceae. The coding region runs from base 175 to 1086 and encodes 303 amino acids. The transcript has 2 exons. The record is from RefSeq and is a predicted model, not a curated record.